CAGUGGUGUCUUUUUCCAAUGACCAAUUUAUUUCCUUUUUUUAAUAUAUAUUUAAAGUGACAAUUAAUAUGUACUUUUCUCUCUUUAAAUCAUAUAAAACCACUCUUACAACAAAACAAAAAGACAAAAGAAAACUCCAACUCUCUAUGUUUCUUCUUCAUCCAUAUGAAUCAAUUUCACGGCAAAUACACAAACUUAUAUAUUCAGUCAUUUAUUAUCUUAACAAAAUAUUAAUCCACCCCACUCAGCAUCGCCCACGAGAUCGAGAAAAGGAAAAAAGAAUUACCUCACAUGUUCAGAUUCGGCUCCAAUGGCGCAUGGUGUACGGCGAAGCGGAUUGGGUUGCUGUCGAAGAUGGAGGUUGCGGAAACAAGGAUAUGGUCGAUAGAGGGAUUCGAAUCUGUCGGUGA
Molecule: messenger RNA, 410 nt
Organism: Vicia faba (fava bean)
Lineage: Eukaryota; Viridiplantae; Streptophyta; Magnoliopsida; Fabales; Fabaceae
Source: the annotation of a GenBank genome assembly